AUGGAUUCCAAUGCAUCGGGCUUUCUUCUAAACAACUCGACUCUCCACUCAGUUUAUUAUCAAAGCAAGGAAGAUAAUGGUAUUAUUGAUCUUGGUCUUAGUCUGAGAACUUUACAACCUGAAGCCUACCAUCCAUCUACACAUGUGGUAGGCCUGGAAGCAUACAGUGACCUGAUAAGUUGGCCCGAGGCGAAUUCACAGUUGAAAAGCUCCAACACUGCACAUUCGAGGCUUGCACAUGGAGAUUGUGAUGAUGAAGCAGAGGGGGUCCAGAGCAGAGAGAGGUGGGCUUAUGCCAAGGUUAAUAUGGAUGGGGUUAUGGUUGGUCGCAAAGUUUGCAUGCUUGAUCAUGUUGGUUACUCAGGCCUAGCACGUCAACUAGAGGAAAUGUUUGGGAGUCAAACAGUAUCGGGGUUAAGGCUGUUUGAAGUUGAAUCGGAGUUUUCCCUGUUUUACCAGGACAAGGAGGAAAACUGGAGGAAUGUUGUUGAUGUUCCAUGGAAGGAGUUCGUGGAACGUGUGAAACGGCUGAGGAUUUCCCGAAAGAAUGAAGCUCUUCAUCCUCGUUCAUCAUCAUUCAACUAAUUUAUUUCUCUUGUUCCCUCCUGUAUUAUGGUUUUGAAAUUUGUACGGGUUGCUGUGACCCUAUAAAGUGACCAUGACCAGAAGAAGGAAAAAAGAGAUAAUGUGAAAUGAAAAUGGUAACCAGUGAACUUUGACAUACAUUUUUGGAUCAUUUUUACAGAUUGUACCACCCAGAA
Durio zibethinus is the source of this 761-nucleotide messenger RNA. It is a transcript of the gene IAA32, whose product is annotated as indole-3-acetic acid inducible 32. Gene Ontology annotation, cellular component: nucleus. The record is from RefSeq and is a predicted model, not a curated record. Gene Ontology annotation, biological process: regulation of DNA-templated transcription. NCBI's taxonomy places the organism in Eukaryota, Viridiplantae, Streptophyta, Magnoliopsida, Malvales, Malvaceae.